Molecule: messenger RNA, 1535 nt
Organism: Harmonia axyridis
Lineage: Eukaryota; Metazoa; Arthropoda; Insecta; Coleoptera; Coccinellidae
Gene: Ets65A
Product: transcriptional regulator ERG homolog
Exons: 6
Coding region: 226-966 (246 amino acids)
Biological process (GO): regulation of transcription by RNA polymerase II; cell differentiation
Cellular component (GO): nucleus
Molecular function (GO): sequence-specific DNA binding; DNA-binding transcription factor activity, RNA polymerase II-specific
Source: RefSeq, a predicted model, not a curated record
CCUUGCAGACUCCGCCCCCUCGGGACUGCCGAUCCUGGAUCACGUCUGGAAAUAUCAUAGUUUGAACGUAUUUUGGCCGAUGUCGAAUUUUUCGUGAGUUCGCGAUGAAUUUUCUGAGAUACCGAAGCUGCGUUUCACGCUGCUAGUUUUGAACGAACUCGAUUUGUGACUUUUGAAUUUCUGGAGAGGUACAGAGGAUUUUCCGGGUUUUCGUUGGGUAUUGCGAUGUUGGACAUUGAGCCUGCCGCCGACUACCUGAGCAGAAGUACGACGUUUGGAAAUUUUUCCAUGCUAUUUGCUGGCAAUCGAUCAAAUUCUUUGUCAGUAAGAGAAAGUUCAAUCGAUACACAUGGGCAUAUACGACAACCUGAUCCAUAUCAAAUUUUGGGGCCCACCAGCAGUCGACUAGCGAAUUCUGGAUCUGGACAAAUUCAAUUAUGGCAAUUUCUACUAGAACUCUUGAGUGAUUCUACAAAUGCAGCUUGCAUCACCUGGGAAGGUACAAAUGGAGAAUUCAAAUUGACAGAUCCAGAUGAAGUAGCAAGGAGAUGGGGAGAAAGGAAAUCGAAGCCGAAUAUGAAUUACGAUAAACUCUCUAGAGCACUGAGGUAUUACUACGACAAAAAUAUCAUGACAAAGGUCCAUGGGAAGAGAUACGCCUACAAAUUCGAUUUUCAAGGUUUGGCGACUGCAACCCAGCCUGCAAACAAUGAUCCUAAUAGUUAUAAGUAUCAGACUGAAUUGUUCAUGAGUUCGUAUCAUCAGAGCGCCAAACUGGGGGGAUUCAUGAGUUCCCAUGGGACUAUACCUAGUUCAGCAGCAUCGCUAUUUCCGUCACCAGGAUCAUACUGGAGUAAUCCAACAGCAAAUCUGUAUUCAAACAUAGCAAGCACACACUCAAUAGGACACCAUGCUGGACAUCACUUAGGUAGUUCUGCGUUAGGUUCCUAUCCCAGCUAUGCCUGACAGUCCACCCCGCCAUCAUCAAGGACUGAUUGGAUGAGAAAAAUGUCCAUAUAAUAACUUUCAAUUCUACUUGUCGAUCAGAUCAAAACUUGUAUUAGUAGAUUUCUCUUAUGGGAAGAAGCCAUCUAGAAUACAGAGAUAUUAUUUGAGGUGCUUAUUUGUUUAUGAGCAUGACUCUGAUCAAAGUUGUGAAAGUCAAUACAGAAAAGUUUUCUGUUUUAGUGGUAUUUGGAUAUCUGUUUUGUACAAUAUUACCGUAGAGCUUUUUCUAUGAGUUUCAAAGAAGAAUCCAUCAUUUCUUUACUACUAUAUUCCAUACAUGUUCGUUAUCAAAGUAUUUUUAAUCGAAUGAUUGAAUUUACUGGAUAUUUAUUGUGUAACGCUAGAUUUGCCUGUAAAAAUGCGUACAAUAAGAAAGUAGUCAUAGUUUCAAUAACUGAAUGUCAUCUGUUAUAAAUUAAUUGUCUAUUUUUUUUGUUUCAUUUUUUUUUGUGAAUAUAUCUAUGAUUCGUUUUAUACUGUGCAUAUGUAUGUUCAAUUUUAUUGAGUUGAAAUAAAAAAAUUCCCUA